This is a messenger RNA of Mus caroli (Ryukyu mouse), 1262 nucleotides long. RefSeq names its product MAD2L1 binding protein (gene Mad2l1bp). The record is from RefSeq and is a predicted model, not a curated record. Lineage: Eukaryota; Metazoa; Chordata; Mammalia; Rodentia; Muridae. Gene Ontology annotation, cellular component: nucleus. Gene Ontology annotation, biological process: regulation of exit from mitosis.
UUGCGGGGCGUCUAUUUUAACCGCAGGACGACUAGGCUGGCAGUCGCGAUGGCUGCGUCCGGUGAGGAGGAUAUGUCGGAACUGUCCCCUGCUGCUCCUCCAAAUUUGGAUUGGUAUGAGAAGCCGGAAGAAACUCACGCUCCUGAGGUAGAUCUUGAGACUGUCAUCCCGCCAGCCCAGGAACCUUCCAAUCCUGCGGAGCCCUUUUGCCCAAGAGACCUGGUGCCGGUGGUGUUUCCUGGGCCUGUGAGCCAGGAAGACUGCUGCCAGUUUACUUGUGAACUUCUCAAGCAUAUCAUGUACCAGCGCCAUCAGCUCCCUCUGCCCUAUGAACAGCUGAAGCACUUCUACCGGAAAGCUCCCCAGGCAGAGGACACAGCAAGGAAGAAAGCUUGGCUCGCCACAGAGGCGAGGAACAGGAAGUGUCAGCAGGCUUUGGCGGAGCUGGAGAGCGUCCUCAGUCACCUACAAGACUUCUUUGCCCGGACACUCGUACCACAAGUGUUGAUCCUUCUUGGAGGCAAUGCCCUCAGCCCCAAAGAAUUCUAUGAACUCGACCUGUCCAGGCUGGCCCCGUUCAGUGUGGACCAGGGCCUGAACACGGCGGCUUGCUUGCGUCGUCUCUUCAGAGCCAUCUUCUUGGCCGAUCCAUUUAGCGAACUGCAGACUCCCCCGCUCAUGGGUACCAUUGUCAUGGUUCAGGGCCACCGUGACUGUGGAGAAGAUUGGUUUCAACCGAAACUGAACUACCGGGUGCCCAGCCGGGGCCACAAACUCACGGUGACACUGUCAUGUGGCAGACCUUCCGUCCCAACCAUGGCUUCAGAGGAUUACAUUUGGUUCCAGGCACCGGUGACACUUAAAGGUUUCCAUGAGUGAAGGUCUAGGGACAAUGGCUGAAUUCUCUCCCCUUCUUGUGCUAGGGCACCCAUCUUCCCGCUGAGGGAGGAGGAAGGCUCUGUCCUGGCCAUGUGCCUUCUCUCCCCAGACUUCCUGGUGACUGAUGGUGUGUGGCUGGGGCUGUGAUAAUUGUCAUCAAGCAAAGUCCCCCGAAUCAGUGAUUGGCUCCCAGAGGCCCCUGCACCAGGAGGAUCUGUUUGGGAGUAGACAGCAAGGCUGUCAGUCAAUCCCUCUAAUGGAGGUGGUCCCUCUCUUCUGCUUCAUGCUAUGGAUUUUCAGAACUGUUGUCAGGAUGAUAAUGUGGGUGUUACUCAUGAUUUUAAAUGAUGAGAUGAAUAAAGCUGUGUGAAAUUUUCCUAAAA